UGGGUGGGUAGGUGGGCCCUGGGCAACAACUGAUGGCACAAAGUUGCCACCAACGGCAGUAGUUGGUCUGGGAUUUCAACGAGCACGAACAGCGGCGCCGCGCGUUCGUUCCUCCCUUCGCUUUCGAAUCUCCUGGCGCAGGUGCGCAUGGUAUGGCCGGCAUGAUCAGCUUGCGCACCGGCCCGAGGAGUUCGCCGGCACUUCCUCGGCUGUCGUCUGCUCGGCCACCACAAGUUGCAGUUCGUUUUACAAGCCCGCUGUUUCGUUGUGCCAAACUUUGUAAGAGCCGUAAUCUACUGGCAGCAGCACUGGAGGUCUCUAAGGACGGGCCCUCCGCGGUUCUGGCCAAUACCCUGCCUUCUGAAGGGGCUAUUGAGACAUUGCGGAAUGCUGAUGCGGUAUGUUUCGAUGUCGAUAGCACCGUCAUCCUGGAUGAGGGCAUUGACGAGCUUGCUGAUUUCUGUGGGGCAGGGAAAGCUGUUGCUGAAUGGACAGCAAAGGCCAUGACAGGGACUGUUCCAUUUGAGGAGGCGCUGGCAGCCAGGCUGUCUUUAAUCAAGCCAUCUCUCUCCCAGGUGGAGGAAUGCCUGGAGAAGAGGCCACCAAGGAUUUCUCCUGGAAUGGCUGAUUUAGUUAAGAAGCUAAAAUCCAAUAAUAUUGAUGUGUUCCUUGUGUCAGGAGGCUUCCGACAAAUGAUCAAGCCUGUGGCAUUUCAGCUUGGUAUUCCUCCUGAAAACAUCACUGCAAACCAAUUGUUAUUUGGCACUUCGGGGGAGUAUGCUGGAUUUGAUCCCACAGAGCCCACUUCACGCAGUGGGGGUAAAGCAAAAGCAGUGCAGAAAAUAAAACAGGACCAUGGCUACAAGACAGUUGUUAUGAUUGGUGAUGGUGCAACUGAUCUGGAGGCUCGGCAACCUGGUGGAGCGGACUUGUUCAUCUGUUACGCUGGUGUUCAGAUGAGAGAGCCAGUCGCAGCAUUAGCUGACUGGGUGGUCUUUGAUUUUCAAGAGCUGAUCACUAAGUUGCCAUAAAUUGAUUACUUACCGCAAUUUAUGAACCUUGCAUUCUUGGUGCUGAGCGGCUGAAUAAUUGCGGCCACAUUUCAAGUUGUAGAUUUCACUAGUAAUUGUUGGAGUUCACUGAAUUAUCUUGUUGUAAAGUAUGUUUUUUUCUCAACUUUAUUUGCAUGAUCCUGAACCACAGAUGUGGUUGUUGUGUUCCGAAGUUGUCAGUGAAGUUGAAGUAUCCUCUAAGCAAUUGUUGAGUAGUAUAUGUUACAUCACAGUUUAAAUGCUGAAUGCAUGAAUUACGCCUUUGUUUUGGCAA
Molecule: messenger RNA, 1326 nt
Organism: Sorghum bicolor (sorghum)
Lineage: Eukaryota; Viridiplantae; Streptophyta; Magnoliopsida; Poales; Poaceae
Product: phosphoserine phosphatase, chloroplastic
Exons: 8
Coding region: 153-1031 (292 amino acids)
Biological process (GO): L-serine biosynthetic process; dephosphorylation
Cellular component (GO): cytoplasm
Molecular function (GO): magnesium ion binding; L-phosphoserine phosphatase activity
Source: RefSeq, a predicted model, not a curated record